CAAUGACUCUCCCAGAAUAAACAAAUACAUGAAGAUGGAAAGCCUGAUCUACGAAGACCGCACAUACGCAUACGAAUCUCCACUCUCACUUCCAUUUGACUAGAUAUGCGAGUUUAAUAUUCUGAUAUCCAUUCAUAAUCUUGCUGUAUUUUCUGGAAAUAUGGCGCCGGAGAGCUAUAAGAGUUGGGAGGAGAUGGGGGAAGAUAGGGAGCAGCGCAUCGCUGAGCUCAAGCCGCGCUAUUGCCCGCCCUUGGAUGAAUCGAUGUUCCUGGCAAUCCUGUCAGAUUACGAUCUCUCGUUCCCGAAAGACUCAGAGGAUGCGUGCAAGACCCUAGACAUGCUGGCGGAAGAUGCGUAUGCUGAGGAAUCUACGGGGUUCGAUCCGAGUGGGGGCAGUGGUGCGCCGGUAGAUGGGGUGGCGCAGGAUAAUAGUGAGGGGCAUAGCACGUUUGCUUGGAGUAGUACGACGGAUGAUACGUCGUUCAGCCAGGGCUUUGCGACUCUUGGCCUCGAUGGGUCGGAUUUACAGAACUUGAAGGAUAAGGCUGCGGGGGGGGGGGCUAAUAGCUAUGAUGCCCAGUUCAAAGGGAUGGAUCUCGCUGCGAAGGAGGCUGUACUCUUCGAAACAUUCCCUGGCCUGAAGCCGUAUGAUAUUAAGCAUACGCUCAAAAAGUGCAAGGGUGGUACUGAGAAGGCCAUGGAAGAACUGCUGAACCAAGUCUACCUUGAAGAAAACGUUGGUCGACGACAGGGGAUCGAGGGGUUCUCAGAGAGCGAUAUCCCACCUGUUAAAAAGAAGGGCCGGAAUCGAAGGCGACAGGAAGCAUCUGCGCAAAAUUAUGUCUCGACGACUUCUGAUACACGUCUGGAGGUUGCUGAGAGCAAGUGGGAGAGCGCCAGACGCGAUGUAGACACCAUUUCAAACCUUACUGGCGUGCCAACCAAGCAGGUCAGCUCACUAUACCACAAACACGGCACUCUUAUCCCGCCUGUCCUCAACGCCAUCAUCGACGCCCACCAAGAGCUAGGAAUCGACGAUAAUGACAGCUCUAUGCAUCUUAAAGCCUUGGAGCUGAACCAAGACUACCCCGCCAUUCCCAUCACGAGGCAUCUAGCUAUCAUCCAGAUAUGCACCACCGCACACUCAUUACCCCGCGACCUCGUCAGGGCCCUUACAUCUCGGUCAUCCAGCAGCGGUGCACAAUCCCCUACGAGCCCCAUCCAGCUAGAAUUCCGCCUCGCACCCCCCGACCUGUCUGGCCCCUCCGAGAGCAAGCUGAAGCCAAAAUCCCACAACGCCGUUUACACCGAUGGACAAAGCUCGCAGCAGACCUCCGCUUACGCCACAGAUGGAAAGGACUACAAAACCCUCCGCAACGAAGCCUUCAACCAAGCCACCGCCGCCUACCGGAAAUGCAAGUCCGACCGCCUGAUGGGCAGCGCGGCAGCGUACUACUCCUCCGUCGGCCGAGACUACGACGCAAAAGCUAAGAGCGCCGUAUCAGCUACCGCGGACGCAACGGCCGCGCGGCAGUCGACUACGUCACAGCUGGACCUUCACGGGAUUGGCGUAGCGGACGCGGUGCGCAUCGCGAGGGAGACGGUGACUGCGUGGUGGGUUGGCCUGGGGGAUCGAGUGAAUGGACAUGGGGGGUAUAAGAUUAUUACGGGGAAGGGGACGCAUAGUGAGGGGGGCGUGGCGAGGGUUGGGCCGGCGGUUAGUAGGAUGUUGAUUCGGGAGGGGUGGAGGGUGGAGGUGGGGAGUGGGUCGAUGGUUGUUACGGGGGUGGUGAAGGUGGGGAAGGGGAUGUGAUUUGAUUUACUUUGAUGUUUUUGAAGCAUGGCGUUGGGUUGGGGUGUUUGGAUAGCCUGGGUAUAGCGGGCGAGAGCCAUAUCUUAGAGCGGGUGCGUCGAUGUCUUGUGUAAGGAAUAUCUACGGCAAUACAGCGUUGCUUUUCUAUAUCGGUGUUAGAUUUACCUACGUGGAUAGAGCGUUGUUUUUGUUGAGCAGUGUUAGAUUUCAUAAGCAGCCGAAUGUCAGUAUAUACACGACCAUAAUUCUUGGGCCAAAA
Molecule: messenger RNA, 2072 nt
Organism: Pseudogymnoascus destructans
Lineage: Eukaryota; Fungi; Ascomycota; Leotiomycetes; Thelebolales; Thelebolaceae
Exons: 2
Coding region: 161-1813 (550 amino acids)
Source: RefSeq, a predicted model, not a curated record